Molecule: messenger RNA, 696 nt
Organism: Acaulospora morrowiae
Lineage: Eukaryota; Fungi; Glomeromycota; Glomeromycetes; Diversisporales; Acaulosporaceae
Source: the annotation of a GenBank genome assembly
GAAUGUUGUUGAUAGGAAUCGUUCUAGCUCCAAUAUUUAUUCGAUCGCGUCGUCUAGCUCAACAACCAAAGUGGAAAAACCGACGUGCACGUGCCUCCCAUAAUGGUAGAAAAUGGACGGCUUUUGCCAUUUAUGGUGGUACUGCAUUAACCGUCGGGUUUAUUGGUCAUUGGAUGAAUUUUUAUCUACCAAUGAAUCCUUAUUUAUGGUGGGUUUCGGUUGAGCCUGAUUUUAUGCACCUGGCAUUUAGUGUGGCAUUCUCUGUUCUGAUAUAUCUGGAAUACUUGCGAUAUUUUGCGGUAUUUCCAUUUGGAAAAAAACUUCAUAUCUUUCUGUGCGAGUUCUUGGACAGUCGUGAUGUUGGUCCUUGUAUUGUAAGUCACAUAUACUUACUAUUUGGGUGUGCCGCGUGCGUGUGGAUGCAAGGGAACUCGAUGUUGGCUAAUUUAUCUGGAAUUCUUACUCUUGGAAUUGGAGAUGCCAUGGCAUCUAUAAUUGGCAAACGCUGUGGUCGACGCCGUUGGCCAGGCACAUCUAAAACUGUUGAGGGAUCAGUUUCCUUUGUACUUUUUCAAUUAUUUGGUGCAUAUGCGAUUACUCGGAUUUAUCCGUUGAAUAACAUGUGGGCGGGCGAUGUAAAAUGGGUCGGAUAUUCUUUUGCGUUAUCAGCAACUGGCAAGUAUCUACUUUCCGCAG